This is a messenger RNA of Cladophialophora psammophila CBS 110553, 1755 nucleotides long. RefSeq names its product NADH dehydrogenase. The record is from RefSeq and is a predicted model, not a curated record. NCBI's taxonomy places the organism in Eukaryota, Fungi, Ascomycota, Eurotiomycetes, Chaetothyriales, Herpotrichiellaceae. Gene Ontology annotation, molecular function: NADH dehydrogenase activity. The transcript is spliced from 3 exons. The coding region runs from base 1 to 1755 and encodes 584 amino acids.
AUGGCGAGCAAAUUCUCCCUGCGCAUGAUGCCCGGCCUCCCAAUGGCGUCACCCAGGCCUUGGUCCAUGCGAGCUUUUUCCACCUGUCGCAGUUCAAGUUUCCCAGUUCCAAUCGCCUCCAGAACGUCCUCUUUGGUGUCCCGGCCCCUUGUCCAACAAUCCUUCCGUCGCAACUACGCCGAUGCCCCCCAAGUCAAUCUUUCCCCGGAACCCAAACCGAAGAAGCGCUUCCGAUUCUUCGUCUGGACCUGGCGCUUGACCUAUCUUUCCGUGCUUGCCGCCCUAGGAUAUGUCACCUACCAGAUCUAUGAAGGUCGCAAUCCAAAGGAGCAAUUUGACCCAGAUCCAAACAAGAAGACGCUUGUCAUUCUCGGUACCGGUUGGGGCUCCGUCUCCUUGCUCAAGAACCUGGACACUGAAAACUACAAUGUCGUCGUCGUCUCGCCUCGCAACUACUUCCUCUUCACCCCUCUGCUGCCCUCGUGCACCACUGGUACUAUUGAGCAUCGGUCGAUCAUGGAGCCCAUCCGGAACAUUCUGCGACACAAGAAGGCAAAGGUCAAGUACUAUGAAGCCGAAUGCACAAAGAUCGACUAUCAAAAGAAGAUUGUCUACGCCAAAGAUGACUCGGAAAUCAAGGGUGACACCAUGGAGACUGAGAUUCCUUUCGACCUACUUGUUGUGGGUGUAGGAGCCGAAAAUGCGACCUUUGGAAUCCCUGGUGUCCGUGAACAUGCCUGUUUCCUGAAAGAAGUCGGAGAUGCUCAAAAGAUUCGCAAACAAAUCAUGGACUGUGUCGAAACUGCAACGUUCAAGGAUCAGAGCCCCGAAGAAAUCAAGCGUCUUCUUCACAUGGUCGUCGUCGGCGGCGGUCCAACUGGUGUCGAAUUUGCUGGCGAACUGCAGGAUUUCUUCAUGGAAGAUCUACAAAAAUGGGUCCCUCAGAUCAAAGACGAUUUUCAUGUCACUCUGGUUGAAGCUUUGCCCAACGUGCUCCCAAUGUUCAGCAAGCAGCUGAUCGAGUACACCGAGUCAUCCUUCAAGGAAGAGCAUAUUCAGAUCCGCACAAAGACUAUGGUCAAGAACGUUACCGACAAGUACAUUGAAGCCGAAGUCCAGAAUCCCGAUGGUUCCAAAGUGGUGGAGAAGAUUCCUUAUGGACUGCUUGUCUGGGCCACCGGUAAUGCUGUUCGUCCCGUUGUCAAGGAUCUCAUGUCCCAAAUCCCAGCUCAAGCGAAGGCUCGCCGUGGCCUUGAAGUUAACGAAUACCUCGUUGUUAAUGGCACCGAGAAUAUCUGGGCUGUUGGCGACUGCGCCGUGGCGAAUUACGCACCCACCGCUCAAGUUGCUGCUCAAGAAGGAACUUUCCUUGCUCGUCUUUUCAACACCAUGGCCAAGACGGAUGCCAUCGAAGCUGAACUACGUGACUUGUCUGCCAAGCAGGCUACCGCAAACCCAGACCAACGCAAAGUCAUCUUAGAAGAAAUCAACGAGCGCCAGCGCCAACUCCGUCGCAUCAAGCAGAUCGGUCCGUUUAGCUAUUCACAUCAAGGAUCACUCGCAUACAUUGGCGCCGAGAAAGCGGUUGCGGACGUGUCUUGGUUUAGCGGGAACAUUGCGAGCGGAGGUACUAUGACGUAUCUGUUCUGGAAGAGCGCCUAUUUGAGCAUGUGCUUUAGCACACGCAACCGUAUCCUGGUUUUCUUCGACUGGGUCAAGGCCAAAUUUUUCGGCAGAGAUGUGUCGAGAGAAUAG